AUGGUUUCCAAUUUUAUGGGGUUUCUCAGAGUCCUGGGUUACCUGCUGCUGUUUGGAUUGCAGCUCAUCUGCUCACAUCCUUCUACUGAACACAGAAAGGUCCCUCAGCGGAUGGCAGCAGAGGAGGACGCCUCCGAGGAAGGCGGCGUCCCAGGAGUGUGGGGCGCCUGGGGCCCCUGGUCCGCCUGCUCACGCAGCUGCAGUGGCGGCGUGAAGGAGCAGACACGGCCCUGCCUGCUGGGACCCCACCGCGCGCUCGGCUCCAGGCCCCAAACCCCCGCGCACGCCUUCGCGGGCCACGUGGUGUCGGCUGUGCGCACUUCAGUGCCACUGCACCGGAGUCCGGAAGAGUCUCGCUCCCCCGCAGGCUUCAACGCCAGCCGCCAGGGUACAGUGCUCCGGGGCAGCCGGCACUCGCAAGCGCGGGUGCGAGAACCCACCGCGGAGAGAAGGAGCAGGACCCGAGGUCCGAUCGGCCCUGGCAAGUAUGGUUAUGGAAAGGCCCCAUACAUUUUUCCACUGCAGACGGACUCUACACACUCAAUGCAGAGACUUCGGAGGCAGAGGUCCUCAUCCCGGCAUACCAGAUCCCAAGUGACAUCGGGUCUUAGCUAUGGCUAUAACCCUCCAGGUGGCGGGGCCCCCCACCAUGGACCUCUGUACCAGAGUGACAGUGGCCCUCAUUCUGGACUGCAGACCUCAGAGGCAUCCAUCUACCAGCUGCCUUUGACCCAUGACCAGAGCUUCCCUGUAGUUUCAAGUUCCUUGCACAGCCCAGAAACAAGCAGCAGCCAUGGCAUGGGGGCCCACAGUGCAGCCCUGAGCUUCGCUCAGCCAGCCCGGUCUGCAGCAAUCUCCUGCAUUGGGGCCUAUCGCCAAUACAAGCUGUGCAACACUGACGUGUGUCCAGAAAGCAGUAGGAGUAUUCGGGAGGUACAGUGUGCAUCCUACAACAACAAGCCAUUCAUGGGCCGCUUUUAUGAAUGGGAACCAUUUGCAGAAGUAAAGGGCAAUCGAAAGUGUGAGUUGAAUUGCCAGGCAAUGGGCUAUCGCUUCUAUGUACGGCAAGCUGAGAAGGUCAUUGAUGGCACCCCCUGCGACCAGAAUGGCUCGGCCAUCUGCGUGUCUGGGCAAUGCAAGAGCAUCGGCUGUGAUGACUACUUAGGCUCCAACAAAGUGGUGGACAAAUGCGGGGUGUGUGGAGGCGAUAACACAGGCUGUCAGGUUGUGUCAGGUGUGUUUAAGCACGCCCUCACAAGCCUGGGCUACCAUCGAGUUGUUGAGAUUCCCCAAGGAGCCACAAAGAUCAACAUCACUGAGAUGCACAAAAGCAACAACUAUUUGGCUUUGCGAAGUCGUUCUGGCCGCUCCAUUAUCAACGGGAACUGGGCAAUUGACAGGCCGGGAAAAUAUGAGGGUGGAGGGACAAUGUUCACCUACAAGCGUCCAAAUGAGAUUUCGAGCACUGCUGGAGAGUCCUUUCUGGCUGAAGGUCCCACUAACGAGAUCUUGGAUGUUUAUAUGAUACACCAGCAACCUAACCCAGGAGUCCACUACGAGUACGUUAUCAUGGGGACUAAUGCCAUCAGCCCACAAGUGCCACCUCACAGGAGAUCAGGGAAGCCCUUCCAGGGUCAACUGCUCCCAGAGGGGAGGAGUCAAGAGGCAGGAGAAGAGAAGGAACAGACUGAGAAGAAGGAAGACUUGCAUGGUGGAGCACCAAAAAUAUUCACCUCAGAAUCUGCACAGACCUUCUCAGCCAGGCGUCCAGAUAGAUUUUCUUCCCACUGGCCAGGCAAUUUGGUUCCACCAGCACCACAGCCCCCAAGACGAAGCCGAGAUCACAACUGGAAGCAGCUUGGGACCACGGAAUGCUCAACGACCUGUGGGAAAGGAUCACAGUACCCCAUUUUUCGCUGUGUGCACAGAAACACUCAUGAAGAGGUUCCCGAGAGCUACUGUGACUCCAGCAUGAAGCCGACCCCUGAGGAAGAGCCUUGCAGCAUCUUCCCUUGCCCAGCCUUUUGGGACAUCGGGGAGUGGUCAGAGUGCAGCAAAACCUGCGGCCUCGGCAUGCAGCAUCGUCAGGUUCUGUGCCGCCAGGUGUACGCCAACCGAAGCCUGACAGUGCAGCCCUACCGCUGCCAGCACCUGGAGAAGCCCGAGACCACCAGCACCUGCCAGCUCAAGAUCUGCAGUGAGUGGCAGAUCCGGACGGACUGGACCUCGUGCUCGGUGCCCUGUGGAGUGGGGCAGAGGACCCGAGAUGUAAAGUGUGUGAGCAACAUUGGGGACUUGGUUGACGACGAGGAAUGCAACAUGAAGCUCCGACCGAAUGACAUUGAGAACUGUGAUAUGGGGCCCUGUGCAAGGAGCUGGUUCCUCACUGAGUGGGGUGAGAGGUGUUCAGCAGAGUGCGGGGCUGGAGUGCGGACACGCUCAGUGGUAUGCAUGACCAACCACAUCAGCAGCCUGCCUCUGGAGGGCUGUGGGAACAACCAGCCAGCAGAGGCCACUCCAUGUGACAAUGGGCCUUGCAUGGGCAAGUUGGAGUGGUUUGCUGGGAGCUGGAGUCAGUGCUCCAUUGAGUGUGGCAGUGGGACCCAACAGAGGGAAGUGAUUUGUGUUAGAAAGAAUGCAGACACCUUUGAAGUGCUGGACCCUUAUGAAUGUUCCUUCCUAGAAAAACCUCCCACCCAGCAGUCCUGCCACCUGAAGGUUUGCGGAGCCAAAUGGUUUAACACAGAAUGGAGCAUGUGCUCCAAGAGCUGCCAGGGGGGCUUCCGGGUCCGUGAAGUACGCUGUCUGUCAGAUGACAUGGCCCUAAGUAAUCUCUGUGACCCUCAGUUGAAACCAGAAGAGAAAGAAUCCUGCAACCCUCAAGACUGUGUCCCUGAAGUUGAUGAAAGCUGCAAGGACAGAUACUACAACUGCAAUGUGGUGGUGCAAGCCCGCCUCUGCGUCUACAACUACUACAAGACUGCCUGCUGUGCCUCCUGCACUCGUGUGGCCAACAGGCACCCAGGCUUCCUGAGGAGCAGAUAA
Pipistrellus nathusii (Nathusius's pipistrelle) is the source of this 3045-nucleotide messenger RNA. Lineage: Eukaryota; Metazoa; Chordata; Mammalia; Chiroptera; Vespertilionidae. The record is from the annotation of a GenBank genome assembly.